Messenger RNA from Cylicocyclus nassatus, 749 nucleotides. The record is from the annotation of a GenBank genome assembly. Lineage: Eukaryota; Metazoa; Nematoda; Chromadorea; Rhabditida; Strongylidae.
AAAACUCCGUGCAGAAAACCAUGCUCAUAGUAAUAUUGUUCGUUGGAUUUCCAUGCGUUGCUACUUUCAAGGAAUACGACUACGAUGGCAUAGGUGUGGACGUAGACAGUGAUUAUGUGUGCGAAGGAGCUGCACCAGGAAGCGACCUCCAAGCUAUAGAUAUCUGUCUUAUUCAAAUUGACAUUGCCACUGGGAGAGGAACUGAAAAAAGAUGCGAUUCCCACUGCAAAGAUAAACAGCAUUUCCGGUCACGGAGGCAUUGGUAUUACUGGGACGCUGAUUGGAAGUGGGAAGGACGGACGGUUACUAUUGCAUUGCUGGUGGUGAGAAAAGACUCGAAGGACGCAAAGGGAAAUAUCAAAUACAAUCGUGCGAACGAAAAUCCAGUCGCAUUUUAUUCCAGCGCGUAUGAAGACUGCAAAUUUUCUAAAACAGGAACAGGUGAUGACUUCUCGGAAAUGUACAAAGGAAACCCAUUCCGGCCUGGCAAUAUGACCGUCAAAUUGACCAAAGGUCGCAAAGACGUUGCAACACUGCUGAAAUUCGUACCUAACCCUGACUGUUACGCAACCGAUACAUGGAUUGCCAACGAAGGAUGGUAUGUUCUGGAUAAAGAGAGCAACACUUGGUAUCCAAUCUACUUCGAUCCAGUAUUCUCUGAUCAAGCAUUUUUUUUCUAAAGUAGCCAUUGUAUUUCGAUAGUUCCAGUUAGUUGUUUGGAGUUUUUUUGUUGCAAACCUACAUAAAUG